This is a messenger RNA of Paramecium octaurelia, 866 nucleotides long. The record is from the annotation of a GenBank genome assembly. NCBI's taxonomy places the organism in Eukaryota, Ciliophora, Oligohymenophorea, Peniculida, Parameciidae.
AUGUUUAAAAACCUCACAAAGUUAGCCUGUUGCUUAGGAUUAGCUAAGGGAGUCUUUGUAGUUUGUUCUCAAAAUGUCCAUUCUCAUGAUAGGUUGCAGCAUUACAAUUUUCUAAGUGAAGAUGAAUUACAUAACUUAUUAAAAAAACAUCAAAACUUAUCAAUUCUCAACAGAAAUUAGACUGAACAUAUUCUAUCUUUGAUGAGAGAAUCUAAUUCUGAUAUUGUGGUAAUUUAAAAAAAAGAUAUUUUAGACAUUCAGAAAGAAUGCAGAUAGAUUGAUUAGAAUCUUGAUGGAAUAAGCUUUGGCUCAAUUGUAAAGAAAAAAUUCUAUAAAACAAUCACCUUUGGGCUUUUAUGAUGCAAAUGAAGUGAAAUUCUCUGAUGAAGAGUAGAUAUUUUAUUUAUUUUAGAAUCUGUAUUGUAAGUAUUCUAAGAUCAGGAAAUGCAUUCUUAAAUGAAGGUUUAAGAGUGAUUUAAGGGGCGUCAAUUGGAUAAAUAUUGAUUCAAAGAAACGAAGAGACAUCGAUGCCAAAAUAUUUCUUUGAGAAACUUCCAGAGAAUAUUCAGGAGUAAUAAAUUAUUAUGGUUGACCCAAUGCUUGGAACGGGAGGAAGUGCAAGUAUGGCAUUAAAGAUAUUAUAAAAUUAUGGUGUAAAGGAAGAAAAUAUUAUAUUUUUAACUUUGGUUAGUUGUGAACAAGGGUUGAAUAAAGUCUUUAAAGAGUAUCCAAACAUUAAAAUCAUAACAGCUCAAGUUGAUCCAAUACUGAUAAAAGAGAUUAAUUAUCUGGCUCCUGGAAUAGGCGAUUUUGGGGAUAGAUAUUUUGGAACGGUUAAAAAACAUACACGUGUCGUAUAAGUUUGA